GAGUAAUUGGCUAGCGCCUUCGGCACAGUCGCAGACGUUUUCUUUUCCGUCAUAUUUGUCCUCUCUUUGUCUUAUAAUCUUCCACUUGUCUUUUUCUUCUCGACGUCUUCGUCGAUCCAUCACAUCUUGGCCUCCUGUUCCUUCUCAUCUUUUGCAAUCUAUGGUGCUCAAAUUUUUUCACUUGUCAAAUUUUUUAUAAUAUUUUCGUCGACCAAUCCUUCAUUAUCUUCCUUUUCUUUUCCUUUCUCGACAACUUUCUACUGCAUAAUAUUUUAACAGUUCCCUUGUAUAAUUUACAUAAUCUCCAUCAUAAUGUGUACAUUAUUUUUAAUAUUUUUUAUAUUUUCUAUGAAACUGUUGAUUGUACUCUAAUUAUCUUAUAAUUACUGAUAUUAAUCUCGCUCUUUAUGUCUGUAUCUUUCCUUCCUUCCCUCUUUCUAACAAACCCUGUUACGCAUCUUUCCUUUCUUUACCUUUUCUCUUUCUCAUUUUUACUCUUCUCCAUUUUUUCUACUGGAAUUCUCUUAGGGCGUAGAUAGCCAAAAAAUCACAAAUAUUGGAAAAUCUCAAAUUCUUCCUCUUUCCACAUGUACUUUCUUCUCCACCUAUCCUAUUCAUAUUCUUCUUUUUCUCUUUUUCGCUUCAUCUCCACAACGUUUCCGUUGAACAGCUCGUCUCUCUCUCUCUCCCUCUCUCUGAUGCUUUUCUCCUUUCCCUCUUCAUCCUCCUUGCAUCUUCUCCUCCUACUCGCUCCACCUUCUUUAUCGUUAUCCUUUUCAUUCCCAUUCUCCAACCUCUUCUAAAUGUUCUUCCUCUGAUUCUAGUCUACUUUCUUCUUCUACAUCUUCUUAGUUGAGCAAUCAGCACGCACACUGAUUUCAGUCCAGAUUGUCUGUCAAUAUAGUAAUCAGUUCAUUUAAUUUUCCUCAUCACUACAACUGCGAUUACAGAACUCGCGCUUCAGAUUGUGUGUACUGUGUAAGUGUGCAACAAUAAUUAAGCUGAAAACAUGGAUAAUAAUAUGAUGAAUGUUGAUGAGCUGUUUGUUGAAACUGGAGAAUGCGGGAAAUACCAAGUACUUCAAUACUUUUUACUAGCUUUUCCUAUCAUCUUUUCAUCUUAUCAAACCAUCACGUACAUCUUCUCUACUGGAAUUCCUGAUUACAGAUGUCUGGUGCCAGAGUGCGAGAACGAGACGGAAUCGCCGAAGUUCUCGCCGCCAUGGCUGCGAUCGGCCGUGCCGAUGGAGGCGGAAAGCGGCAGCGGUCACCCCGCCCAGUGCAUGCGGUUCCGGCCGCUAAUGAACUGCACAGACGGCGGUCUGGUGGACCGCUGCACCGCCGACCUGUUCGACCACAGCGAUCCCAUACGCUGCCACCAGUUCGUCUUCAGGGAGCACGAGAGGACAGUCGCGUCUGAGUUUAAAAUUCUGUGUCCUGAGAACGAAUGGAAAAUAGCUCUGGUUGGGACAACCAACUAUCUCGGAUUCUUGAUAGGAAUGCCAAUAGCCGGUGUUCUGUCGGAUAGUUACGGAAGAAAGACAAUACUGAUUGUAUCCUGCUUCCUCCAAUCAUUGAUUGGAGUGCUACGCUCUUUCUCUCAGGACUACGAAGUGUAUCUUCUACUCCAAUUCAUGGGAGCAUUUUUUUGUGGUGCUUAUAAUGCAGGAUUCAUACUAGCUUUGGAGGCGGUUGGACCAUCAAAGCGUGUUUUGGGAAAUGCCAUUAUCUGCUGUUUUCAUUCUUUGGGUGAAGCCAAUGUCGCCUUCACAAUGUGGAUACUAAAAGACUGGAGAUGGAUGUCCCAGGUUCUCUUUGGGCCUGGCCUACUCUCUCUUGCUUAUUAUUGGUUGGUGCCAGAAUCAGUGAGAUGGUUGAUAACAAAGGGAAAUGUGGAAGAGGCAACUGAUGUGUUCAAAAGAAUGGCGAAAAUAAAUGGAAGGGAGUUGUCCCCGGAAUUUGAAAGUCGAGUUGAAGCUAUGUCUACUUCAAAUCAGCUUCCUCAACCCCCAGCCAAGGAAAUGAUCCAAAUCAAAGAUAUAGAGGUUCGAAAUUCGUCAGUGGGAUCUAUCGAUAAUACUAAGAGAAGGAACAGUGUGAGAAAACAAACAUCAGCAUCAAUGAAGGAGAUUCUAAAGUCGCACACACUAAUGUUCAGGAUAUUCUGUGCUGUUUUUUGUUGGUGUAUAAUAACGAUGGUGUUCUUUGGCUUGGCAUUGAGAUCUGUGACAGUUGCUGGCAAUAAAUACAAAAACUUCAUUAUGACUGUACUUUUGGGCGAAGUGCCCGGUUACAUAGCCACUUACAUCCUGAUGGAUGUCAAACAAGUGGGGCGGAGACCUUCUCUCUAUCUCUCUCUUGGUCUCACAGGAGUUACGUGUCUCUUGUUUCAUGUCUGUAGAGACUAUGCCACACUGCAGUUCCUUCUGAUGCUGAUUGGGAAAUUUUCGAUAACAUUUGCAUUUGCUGUGAUCUACAUUUUUACUGCCGAAAUGUUUCCAACUGAACUCAGAAACUCUUUGCUGGGCAUUUGUUCAAUGUUCGGUCAUGUCGGCUCCAUGCUUGCUCCGCAAACAGCUUUUCUCGCGAAACCAUUAGAUCCAAUGUAUGUUUGGGGAACGACUGCUUUGAUAGCUGCUGGACUAUCAUUUCUAUUCCCUGAGACCAUAAAUGCAAGGCUUCCCGACACCAUAGGCGAAGCUGAAAAACUUGGUACAAAAUCCAACACAAAAUGAUACCAAAAAAAUGGUACAAAAUGUUGUCAACAAAAAUAAGAAGAUUGUUUUGAAAAGUGGGUAGAACUAUUGCCACUAUAGAUUUGGAAGCAAGGUUCAUAAAUUUGAAUUGAACUUGUCAAAAAGGAAAUUGAAAUCGGCCUGGAAGCGGGCUGCUGCUGGCUGGUUGAACUGUUAACGAGUAAUUACCGUUUGUGAUUACCGUUGGAGUAGUCGUUGUAGAACUUUUCAGUUUUUAGUGGUGUCCGUUAUUUCUUGUAGCGACACUCGACGUUGUACCACCAGUCGCAAACCAGGAAGUCCUGACUGAACAAAGUCCCAUUGGGGCAAAGCAUUGGCUCACCUGGUCCCUCCCCAACGCACAUAUAAAAUACCUGCGCAAUAAGCACCACCAAUAUUACUUAAUUUUAUACAAUGUUAUGAUAAAAUAUAAUAUAUGACUAAC
Messenger RNA from Nilaparvata lugens (brown planthopper), 3179 nucleotides. Its product is annotated as solute carrier family 22 member 21. Lineage: Eukaryota; Metazoa; Arthropoda; Insecta; Hemiptera; Delphacidae. Gene Ontology annotation, molecular function: transmembrane transporter activity. The coding region runs from base 1010 to 2734 and encodes 574 amino acids. The transcript is spliced from 12 exons. Gene Ontology annotation, biological process: transmembrane transport. Gene Ontology annotation, cellular component: membrane. The record is from RefSeq and is a predicted model, not a curated record.